Messenger RNA from Rhopilema esculentum, 4717 nucleotides. RefSeq names its product endothelin-converting enzyme homolog. Gene Ontology annotation, molecular function: metalloendopeptidase activity. Lineage: Eukaryota; Metazoa; Cnidaria; Scyphozoa; Rhizostomeae; Rhizostomatidae. The record is from RefSeq and is a predicted model, not a curated record. Gene Ontology annotation, biological process: protein processing. Gene Ontology annotation, cellular component: plasma membrane.
GUUGUCGAAUGCCAUUUGCUUGCGUUCUAACAUGUUUGCAAAUGACGAACAUUUUCAAAUUACUAGAUGGUGAUUUCCUGAUUAAUCAACUUGAUACUUAAAACUCAAAUUGGUAUCUUGACUGAUAUAAAUCACUUAGCCUUAUGAGCAGCUACUGAAGGUAAUCGACAUAUACUAAGUCGUGUGGUCAAUUUUUAUGCCUGCACAAAGAAGUUGCAAAACCGUUGGCUCUGUGAUUGCCUUUGGAAUAAUCGAUUCAAUUCCAGUAUCUUUUGUUGUGAAUUAUGUUAGCGAGAAGCAUCAAGGUUCGGGUAGUACCGAAAAAAAAUCUUUUGAUGAAAAUAAGCUUUAGGUAGUCUUCUUUUACAAUUGCCUACAAUUUAGUAGUUGCAGUUGAACUUGCAUAAAUUAGGCACGUAUGGUUUGAGUAGACGUCGCUUGGUAUCUUAAAGAAGGAUAUAUAUAUAUAGAUAUGUAUAUAUUUAUAUGCAUUCUGCAACUGUGACUGUUUUUCAAUACAGAUAAGUUGCCGGGUACUUCUCCGUUUUUAAAAGCCAUUACUGUAUCUUUGUGUAAUGGCUUUUGGAUUAGCCAUUUAAAAAUCAAAGUUGAUGAAACAUUAUACACUGCGAUUUGCCUAUGUGAACGUGAGCUGAUUUUGUUUGCAUUGUGUUAGCAUGUGAUUCCAUAUUUGGAGUGCGAACAACCAGUUUCGUCUACCGACUUGUAUAUUAUGCCUAACUAUCUUUCAAGCCACGCCAACCAUAGCGCCUUUGACCCUGCCGGGGCCUUAAUCUUCCUAAGAUUGAAUUUGUUGCGGCUUUUAGGUAGCACCUGUGCAUAAUACUGCAUUGAAAGAGGGUAAAGAUCAACUUUUAAGAUCCAAUUAACAAGGCUUCCACCUGUAGGCCUAUUGUUCGCAAAAUUUUGUUGUUUGUGUUCCAGAUUAGGAAUGACCACAAGAUCACUGAAGCGUAACAAGCGUCUUUCCCAGGCUUCAUGCCGGCAUGGUACGACGAGACUCGUUAUGCCUGAUUCUUUGCAUCAAUACUCUAUAGGAGCCUAAAGAGAAACAUGGCUCCACCCGCUGCAAGACUAUGGCUGUAUGUAUUUAUUAUAUCAACGGUAGUCGUUUUUCGGGCAAAAGCCAUCACAGAUGUGGAUCCAACUCUACUAAAGCCGGACAGUCAUGAGACAAUCGUUGACGAGAAAGAGGACUCUAAUCCGUCAAAGAAAUCUCUAGCUGACAAGCAUGACAAUUCAAUUUCUUAUGCUUUUGCGAACUAUCGUACGGCAAACAGGCCUGGAGAUACAGUUAGCCAGAAGCUAGAGCCUUUAGGUGUCUCGGGUAAUAAAGAUUUGUCUAAGAACGCAGUGCAGGGUAACGCAGUGCAGAAUGUGGCAGCGCAAAGCAAUGCAGUGACGACUAAUAACGAACAAAUUGCAAAGCAGAACAAUGUAGAUAGUAGUACCAUAAAUGGAGCUGGUUCUCACACAAAUAUAGAUUCUAUUGAUGGAGGGGUGAAUAAAGCGCUGGCGUUUUAUGAGAGCAUCGUAGCCAAUGCCAAAAAGGUUGCCAAGGAAAAUAGGGGAAUGAAGCAGGAGGGGGAUUUGGAGAAAGAGAAGAAUUAUGCAGAGGGAAUCGGGAAAGAUACAAGUACCGCAUUAUGUGAAUCACCAGAGUGCAAAACGGUUGCAAAGUACGUAAAAUCAUCUAUGAAUGAGACGGUGAAUCCCUGCCAGGAUUUCUACGAAUUCGCAUGUGGUGGAUGGAAGGGCAGAAACGAGAUUCCCGAAAGUGAGAAUGAAAUCACGGCUUUUACAAAACUUACGAAGAAGAUAGAAAAUGCCACUCACUUGCUUCUGACUCAGCCAAGCCAGCCUGGGGAGAGUGACGCUCUCACCAAGGCAAGAAAAUUUUAUUACUCAUGCAUGGACAAAGAGAAGAUCGAGAAGAAAGGUCCUAAGCCUGCACUUGAUUUUCUUGAGAGUAUUGGCGGGUGGAGUAUGUGCGGAAACAAGGAAUGGGAUGAGGAUAAAUGGGAUGUUUAUGAUGUGCUUAAAAAGGUGCAAAGCCGUUACUACCCAGCCCCACCAUUUUUCACAGUUGAAGUAACAAAUGAUCAUUUGAAUUCAACAAAACAUUUGAUAAAGAUUGACCAAUCCGGACUAAGCCUUCAACGAGAGAUAUAUGUCAAACAUAGAGAGAUAGUCGAUGACUAUAAAGAUUACAUGGUGAAAAUUGUCAAGCUGCUUGGGUACAACUGUGCAAAUGUCACAGAUGAGGUCCAGGAAAUCAUCGAUUUUGAAACAGUGUUGGCCAAGAUUACGACUCCAGCAGAAGCCAAGCAAGCAGGCACUUUCAGAAGGAUAGAUGUUAAACUUUUGUCGUUUAUUGUUCCACAUUUUCCUUGGUAUUCCCACCUGAAGCAUAUUUUCAACAGUGAGACAAAAAUAAACAAAGCCGAGGUUAUUCUUGCUACAUCACCUGUUUAUCUCUAUCAAGUUGCUGACAAAAUGAAACGCAAGCCAAAGCGGAUUCUUUCAAAAUACAUUGUUUGGCAAAUGCUUCGUGAUAAAGUCAGUUUUCUAUCAAAAGACUUCAGAAAAGCAAGAGCUGCUUUCAACGAGAAAAUGACCGGAGUUAAAGAUAACGACCCAAGAUGGCGCACCUGUGCAGGUGUCACCAAUGACAACAUGGGUGUCCCAAUAGGAACCCUCUACGUCCAGAACUACUUUAAAGAGUCAACAAGAGAAAAGACCCAAGAAAUGAUAAAAGAAAUAAUCAAAGCGUUUGAGGAGAGAAUAAAGAAACAUGAUUGGAUUGAUGGAAAGACCAGGAAGGGAAUUCUUGAUAAGACUGACGCACUGGUGGCCAAAGUGGGUUACGCUACAUAUAUUCUUCAACCUGAUGAGCUUAACAAAAGAUUUAAGAAGCUGGACAUUGGUGAUGACUUUUUCGUGAAUAAUUUGAACGUUGACAAGUGGAUCAGGACCCGGCUGUUUGGAAAGCUGCGUAAGCCAGUUGAUAAGUCCAAAUGGCCCAUGUUCCCCCAGACUAUCAAUGCAAUGUAUCAAUUCUACGAGAAUGAGAUAGUUAUACCUGCUGGCAUUCUCCAAGCACCAUUCUACUACGAAGGAGAUGUACCAAGAUCACUGAGUUAUGGUGCAAUUGGCUCGAUAAUUGGGCACGAAUUGACUCAUGGUUUCGAUAAUACAGGGAGAAAAUUUGACAAAAAUGGCGACAUCGUCAAAGAAUGGUGGUCAAAAAGUGCUUUGAAAGAAUUUCACAAAAGAGCUACCUGCAUCCAACGACAGUACUCGCGGUAUAAAGUUCAAGAUAAAUACCCGAUUAGUGGGAAACUUACUCUGGGAGAAAACAUUGCUGAUAACGGAGGAACUAAGCUGGCAUAUGAUGCCUAUAUGGACUGGCUAAAGCUUAAUGGAGGACCAGAGCCUGUUCUUCCUAACUUAAGCUACUCAAAUAAGCAAUUAUUUUUCAUUGGAUACGCUCAGGAGUAUUGUGCUAACGUGAGAAAGAAAACUGAAUACAUUGCUACACUCAGUGAAAUUCAUUCUCCAUCAAAAUUCAGGGUUAUUGGAACAUUAUCAAAUUUCGAAGAAUUCAGCGAAGCUUUCAAAUGUUCCAGCAAGUCCCCGCGCCCCCCAAUGAAUCCAGGAAAGAAAUGUGAAGUGUGGUAAAAACAUUCCUCGAAAUGCUUCUUAUUUGCAAAGACAUUGCUUAUGAAGCAAAGCUUGGUUGUAUAGCAAAGGUUUUCAUAAAUCGUAUUCAAAAUAGAAUGUUGUUAUAUUUUGUAACCAAAAUGUCAAGUAAACUAAAUUUUUAUAAACUGUCUUGGCAGUGAUAGAAAUAACCUUUAAUUUCUAAAUUCUAAUAGUGGUCGAAAAAUAUGUUAAUCGCCCUACCCUUAUCUAAAUUCACCUUAAAUGCUUUUUCAGAAGAUCUUACAGUUGCAAUUUUGGACUGGGUCGAUGAGGACUAAUAAGAAGUAGGCUUUCCAAAAAUGAUCAGAUAUAUUUUGACAGGUGUUUGCCAGCACAUAGAAAAAUAAGGCAAAUGAUAAUGGCAGAAGUUUGCCUUAGUAUAGGAUCCUCAAAGGAGUCUUUUGUAUGUGGGGGAUAAAUGAUUCCAUUCACAUCUUUACUUUAAUUUAAAUUUUGAUACUUCACAUCUUUGUUGGAAUAAUACGUACUGGUGUAAUUGACAAGCUAGAAGAAUAUUAAGGAGAUAUAAAUGCCAUUGUUAAUGGAGCGGGAAGGUGUAGAGAAAACAGUUGAUUGCACAUAGCUGUAUCUGCAGCCUCUGCAAACGGAGUAUAUAACAAAAGUAAAGAAGCAUAAAGGAAAUUCUUUGAUAUGCUUGUGUAGUUAAUGAAUUAAAGGAAAGAUUGUUCUGCCCGAUCAUUUCCUUGCAUGCCCGAUCAUAAGGGAAUGGUCAAAAUGAACUAAAAUGUAAACAAGAUUUGUACAAAAAAAGAGGUUAACCCCCUCUUAGAAUGCUGAUAAUUUCAAAUUUAUGUUUACUUAAAGUAUUUUGUAUUAGCACAUGGUACAAUGACGUUGUCCAAAAAGUGAAAAUUAUGUGUUAUUGACUUAAAAAGUAAAAAUAAGCCAUAAGGGACAAAUAUCUCGAAAAUUGUUUUUGUUUUAAGUGCUGUAUAUAUUUAUGGUAUAAAAAUUGUCUGAUUUGUUUAUA